AUGCCUCUUCAAAUCAACGGCGUCGAGGCCUGGAUAACAGUUGACGAUAAGGUGCGGGUGAUGGAGUAUGCUGUGGACGUCGACGAGGAUAUGGGAGUGGCGACGUGCUGGAUAAGCGGUGAGCCGGGACAGUCUUUUGCCAUACGAUGGCGGGACCUCACCGACCCGAUCGCGAGUCCGAGCUCACCUCGCGGCGGCGAUUACACCGCGCGGGAUCUGAGUGGGUUCGUCAUGAUGGACGGCUAUGAGCUGGGUGGCAGAGUGCUACAAGCCCGGAGCCAUGCGUCUGCCAUCUUCUCCCGUAUCGCGACGUCGCCAACUUCCUGUUUGCCAUUGACCUUCUCUACCCUUCCUCGGACUGCUGGAAUCGGAGAAGACUGGAAGACCCUUGGCACGAUAUCACUCGACGUGCACGUAGUCCAAAUUGGCGAGGGUAACCGGCUCCAUGAGGGCUACUCGAGCUACUAUCGACGGUAUGAAGGCUCGCCUCUGUCCUCUGCCACGCCCUUCUCGUCCACGGAAGUCACAAGUGUUCGCAAGAUCGCUACUUUCGUGUUCAAAUAUCGGCCCCUGGAUGUCCUGCAAUACCACUGCAUCGCGCCGAUAACAGUCCCGUUCACACCUCUUAUACCACGUCUAGGCAACAAGCGCCGUGCCCCCGACUCGGACUCGGACAGCGACUCCGUGAGUCAAGAGAGCGAGGAGGAUGAUAUGAUACCGUGUACCCCAUCGUUGAUAUUCACGGAGUCGGAUUCGGACUCCUCUCAGGACUUCGGGCGCCCUCUGCGAAUUCGGCCAUCGAGGAACUCGUACGACCAGCAAUCUGGUUAUCAUCCACAAGCCAAACGGCUGCGGUUCCACCUCUAA
Messenger RNA from Cyclocybe aegerita, 867 nucleotides. Lineage: Eukaryota; Fungi; Basidiomycota; Agaricomycetes; Agaricales; Hemipholiotaceae. The record is from the annotation of a GenBank genome assembly.